AUGAAAAAGGCAAAUCUGAAGUCAUGGAAGUCUGCUUGGCAAACAAACAAAAACAAGACUACUUGUGGCGUCGCACCCUUAAAGGAUGAUAGAGCUCUCUUCGCACGCUUCUUAGUCGUCAUGCUCUCGAGGCCUGAUCUUGACAUAAAGGAAACCAUCAGUACCUUUGAGUUAACCGAGUAUCCAAGGGCACUCUUCUUCUCUGAUGGCAGUUUGCAACACUGCGCUACCAAGAGCAAGCUGAUGAACACCCUAGAAAGCCUUUUACCGGCCCAACAGCAACCAAAAACGUCUACAGUACAACCUCACUCUGCAGAUCCCUCCAGUAGGCAAGUGGUCAUUAUUGAUGCCAUGGCCGUCGUUCAGGCAAUGGGAAAGCCACUGUGGGCAAGAAAUGGGCGUGACCUAGCAGAAGUCAUUGAUUCUAAGUCUGAAGGUGCCGCCUAGGUGCAUGUUGUAUUUGACCGCUACGAAAUCCCAAACUCCUUAAAGGAAGGAACACGUCAGAAACGAACGGGCACAAGCAGAGCAGUGGUAUACAAGAUUACUGUGGAUCCUGUUAUUGAAAAGGUCACGAUGAAGGAUCUUUUGAGCUGCAGCCAGAAUAAGGAGACAUUGGCUAUCUUCCUUGCAGCAUAACUUAUCGACUGCAAGAAAGACUCACAGACGACGUAUGUGGUAACCUCUAAAGGUGACUGUAUAGCUUCUAGUAGCCUACCGAUUCAGCAUUUAAGGAGUGAGCAGGAGGAAGCAGAUACUCGUAUGCUCCUACAUGCUCUAGACGCCACACAGAGAGGAGCAACGUCCAUAACCAUUCAGAGUCCAGAUACAGACGUACUCGUUCUGACGCUCUGGGUUAACAAGAGACUUUGUCCAGAUAUUACAGUGAUUGUUGGAACAGGAGGAAAACGAAGAAGUAUUCCACUAGGCCCACUCUACGAGGCGGUAGGAGAAGAACUUGUGAAGGCUUUACCUGGCUUUCACGCUUUUUCAGGAUGUGAUCAGACAGGCACUAUCAGUGAAAAAGCAAAGUGUCUUGUUGGAAUACACUAAAGAAAGCCGAACAAUCAGUACUCGAUGCCUUUUCCAGCCUGGGAACCACCGACACCAUCCCAGAUGAUAUAUACAUAACGCUAGAGCACGCUUUGUCUGCCAGUUGUACAUCCCAUCGACACAGCUAA
This is a messenger RNA of Porites evermanni, 1181 nucleotides long. The record is from the annotation of a GenBank genome assembly. NCBI's taxonomy places the organism in Eukaryota, Metazoa, Cnidaria, Anthozoa, Scleractinia, Poritidae.